AAUCUUGUUGGCAAUUGUAUGGAGUUGUUCACACAGUUAAAUGAAUAGUUAAAUAUCGAUACUCAAUUUAUUUUAUUUUAGAUAUUCCAUAGUUAUUUCAGUACCUAUUCAAAAUAUAGGAAAAAUGUUCAUCAAAGAUUCGUAUCCAUUCAAAAAGACCCUUCAUUUACCUACUAGGGAUUUCAGACGACUUUUGUCUUCUCCUUUUCAAAUCAAAGCGUCUAUUGAGAAUGUUAGUGGAGUGUGCCCAAAAGUCAGUUACAUGGUCAUAGACGUACCUCUGUUUUCAUCUAUAUUUGGUAUUGAGCUUAGAAGCAUAGGUCUUCAGCCUUGUAAUAACUUUAAUGGUUACCUAACAGUUUUCCUCCAGCAUCUAGAUGGGAAAGGUAGACCUACUAGCGAAAAAUUUGCCUUAUACAGUGUUAAAGAUAAUAUAAUUUCAAACUAUCACUUAAAAAUACCUUUACAAGGUGGUGAAAAGGUUCAGCUACUUUUUGUCUGCGAUAAUGAUAUCCAUAAAAAUAUAACACGUACAAUUUUCAUAUCAGGUGUUUGUAUGUUAAUGCCUGGCCGAGCUCAGCUCUCGAAAAACGAUGCGAACAAGCUAAGCAAAUGGAUUAGCAAUAAUUGGGCAUUUCAAGCUAAGGAAGACUUCCCUAUUCAUGUUAACGAGUGUAAAUCUGAUGAUUUAAUAUCAAAGUCACGAAAAAGAGAGCGAUCUUCCAGCAAUGAGCCACCACAGCUUUCAUAUGCCUUCGUUGCUGGAGGUGAUGAUGAAAGUUGAAAAAUACACUGAAGUUUCUCUACACAUUUUUUAGUCUAAGAAAAUGGAUAGACAUCUAAUACAAAAAAUGAUCAUGCUCAAUUU
Messenger RNA from Phytomonas sp. Hart1, 868 nucleotides. The record is from the annotation of a GenBank genome assembly. NCBI's taxonomy places the organism in Eukaryota, Euglenozoa, Kinetoplastea, Trypanosomatida, Trypanosomatidae.